Messenger RNA from Symbiodinium necroappetens, 579 nucleotides. NCBI's taxonomy places the organism in Eukaryota, Dinophyceae, Suessiales, Symbiodiniaceae. The record is from the annotation of a GenBank genome assembly.
AUGGUCGUGACCGAGGUUAUGCAACAUAUGACCAUGCCAUCUCUCGGCCUUGAUGCAGUGGAAAAAUACGCUGGUGUGAAGACAAUUGCGACAGCCUUCAGGAGUAUGGACCUCAAAGCGGCCAGCUUCGAGAUGAAUGAUGAUCCCGUGACUGAAGAUAUACAAUCGGGCCUCGGCUUUGCAUAUGGGCUGGCUCUCACGCUGCGACUGUUUCGAAAUGCUGGGUUGAAUUUCGAAGCUCCGGUAUGUUCCACGUGGGUCUGGGUGAACAGGGCGACAAGUGGACGGAGCCGAGCCUAUCCACUGGGAGACAUGACCCGCGAACAAGUCCGUGCUGCGAACAAAAUGGUGGCCCGCACAUGCAUUUAUCUGUUGGUGCUGAGCUCCCUACGAUUGCCGUGGUGCAUCGAGCAGCCUGUGUACAUGUUUAUGGGUGCCUAUGGUGGCGACAGCUUGAAGCCAACAUUUAUCUACAGCAACUACAAGUACAUAUCGGAGCUGAACAUCCCGCUGCCAGACCAUGUGUGCGAAUGGGGAUCGAUGGAGUCGAACGAGUCUAUGGUCAACCAGAUGUGUUGA